This is a messenger RNA of Zonotrichia leucophrys gambelii, 579 nucleotides long. RefSeq names its product interleukin-17A-like. The record is from RefSeq and is a predicted model, not a curated record. The transcript is spliced from 4 exons. NCBI's taxonomy places the organism in Eukaryota, Metazoa, Chordata, Aves, Passeriformes, Passerellidae. The coding region runs from base 1 to 579 and encodes 192 amino acids. Gene Ontology annotation, biological process: inflammatory response. Gene Ontology annotation, molecular function: cytokine activity. Gene Ontology annotation, cellular component: extracellular region.
AUGACGGAAAGUCGGGAGCAGCGGAGCCGAGCGCGUGCUGCAGUCCGGAGCUAUGCUCUGCUCUGGCUGGUCAAACGGAACCAAGCCCGUCUUCCUCGGAGACUCCUGCUCCUCGUGCUGCUGGCCGUGCUGUCAGCCAGCAGUCCUGCGCAGGGGAAGGUGAUCAAGCCUGGGCUCAAGCCAGAGAAUCUCUUCAAGAAACCAUCUGCUGGAUGUCUGACCCCAAAAGACUCAAAAUUCCCUCAAACUGUGAGAGUCAACCUCAGCAUCAGCAGCACGAACCAGGACACCAGCACCAGACCAGAUAUCAGCAGCCGUUCUCUGGCUCCUUGGGAUUACAGGAUCGACGAGGACCACGACCGCUUCCCGCGGCUGAUCGCGGACGCUGAGUGCCGGCACCGCCGCUGCGUCACUCCCGAGGGGCAGCUGGACCACGGCCUCAACUCCGUGCCCAUCACGCAGGAGAUCCUGGUCCUGCGCAGGGAGCAGAGGGGCUGCCAGCACUCCUACAGGCUGGAGAAGAAAAAAAUCACCGUGGGCUGCACCUGUGUCACCCCCUUGGUGCAGCACCAGGCCUGA